This is a messenger RNA of Sciurus carolinensis (gray squirrel), 2471 nucleotides long. It is a transcript of the gene Casp7, whose product is annotated as caspase 7. The coding region runs from base 157 to 1068 and encodes 303 amino acids. Gene Ontology annotation, biological process: apoptotic process; proteolysis. Lineage: Eukaryota; Metazoa; Chordata; Mammalia; Rodentia; Sciuridae. Gene Ontology annotation, cellular component: cytoplasm. The transcript has 7 exons. The record is from RefSeq and is a predicted model, not a curated record.
GCCUGGACUGCGAGGUGCUAACUCGAGAGGAAGCUUGAGUUAGCUCCUAGGUCUCCGCGGGGAAGAGGGCGCCCUCGCGAGUGGAAGCGACGUCUGGGAGGCCCCAAGACCACAGCGACCUCACAGCUGGCCCGAGGGGCUCAGCCUUGGGGGAAGAUGGCAGAUGAUCAGGACCAUGUUGGGGAGCAGGGAGCCGGGGAUUCUGCAAGUACAGACACCGUUGAUGCUAAGCCAGAUCGAUCCAUGUUUGGCUCAUCCAUUUUCCGUAAGAAGAAGAAAAAUGGUUCCACACAAUCAGUCAGGACCCCCCGGGACCGAGUGCCCACGUAUCAGUAUAACAUGAAUUUUGAGAAGGUGGGCAAAUGCAUCAUCAUCAACAACAAGAACUUCGACAAAGUGACAGGUAUGGGUGUCCGAAAUGGAACAGACAAAGAUGCGGAGGCCCUCUUCAAGUGCUUCCGGAGCCUGGGUUUUGAUGUGACUGUCUAUAAUGACUGCUCUUGUGCCAAGAUGCAAGAUCUGCUUAAACGAGCUUCUGAGGAGGACCACUCUGACUCAGCCUGCUUCGCCUGCAUCUUAUUAAGCCAUGGAGAAGAAAAUCUAAUUUACGGUAAAGAUGGCGUGACUCCCAUAAAGGAUCUGACGGCCCAUUUUAGGGGAGAUCGAUGCAAAACCCUUUUAGAGAAACCCAAGCUCUUCUUCAUUCAGGCUUGUCGAGGGACAGAGCUCGAUGACGGGAUCCAGGCUGACUCAGGGCCUAUCAAUGACACCGAUGCUAAUCCCAGAUAUAAGAUCCCAGUGGAGGCCGACUUCCUCUUCGCUUAUUCCACGGUCCCAGGAUAUUACUCCUGGAGGAACCCGGGCAAAGGCUCCUGGUUUGUGCAGGCCCUCUGCUCCAUCCUGGAUGAGCACGGCAAAGACCUGGAGAUCAUGCAGAUCCUCACCAGAGUGAACGACAGGGUAGCCAGGCACUUUGAGUCCCAGUCUGAGGACCCCCGCUUCAAUGAGAAAAAGCAGAUCCCCUGCGUGGUCUCUAUGCUCACCAAAGAACUCUACUUCUCCAAGUAACCAUUUCUUCUAGCUGAGAAGCUAUGGAUCAUUCAUUGAUGAGUCAGGUUAUUAUUGUUAUUAUUUUGAAGCUCUCGAAAUAUCCAGAAAUGUUAUGAGAUUUUAAUUUCAGGAAAAUGUAUUGAUUCAACAGGGAAGAAACUUUCUGGUGCUGUCUUAAUGUUCUCUGAAUUUUCAGAGAUUUUUUUUUUUUACUUCAGAGACUUGUUUUUCAUUUGAUGACUUUGUAAUUUUCUCUUAAGAUUAAUUUUCUGUUUGUAUUUCUCUUACCUUGUUAUUGCACUUAGUACAUGCAACAAAAAUGACCUCUUGGCUGUGUCCACUGUAAUUGAUGGUGAUAUUGGUGGAGAGUCAGGGUCAUGUUUGCACUUGACAAAGAGGAUUCCAGCUCUUGUCAGAUAAAAAGCAAAGGGGAUUCUCAUUGGCCUGUAUUACAGAAAGUGGGUAUUGUGUGGUUUGAGUGGAUUUUUAUUGGCUUAGGGCAGAUUCUCAUGCAAACAUUCCCAGGUAAGUGAAAAGAUGAAAGUUAUUAAUGAUUCUAAUAUGUAUCAGUUUGGAUCCGGUCCAGAAAACAGAAGCCAUUCUAGGUGUUUCAAUAGAGGGAAUUUAAUACAAGAAAUUGAUCUACAUCGAUGAUGGAAGAGAAACCAAAUAGCAAAAAGCUGUUUCUACACCUGGGACUGUGAGGACAAUGGGAGAUGUGUGGUUUCCAGAGUCCAGAAACCAGGAUCAGUCACAGAAACUGGAGCCAUGAUGGGAACUGUCUCCUGGGAGCUGGGGCUACAAGGGACUCUGGAAAAUGGAGUCAUGUCAAAGACAAAACCACCACCCAGGAAUGGAGACAAGGCCAGAACUGAGUCAGAUACCUAGAAAUACCCUGGCCUCAUCUCUCUGGUCCUCGUGUCUCCCACCAGCACCCUACCGUUCCAGCCUCACCUGGCAGCCAGCUGGUGGCAAACCUAGGAAGGAUGAUUUCCCAAGACACAGCAGAACAAGGGAUGGUGAGGUGGGGAGGAGAAACGAGUGUGAGCCUGGCCCAUAAUGUGAACAUAAGUAAUCCUGUUCCCCGAUGUUCAACAGUUCAUCCAUUCAAUCAUUUUUUCAUUGAGUCGUCAGAUAAUCUACAUAUGUGCAAAAUAAUCUGUCUCUGCUUUAUGUGCAAAAUAAUCUGUUUUAGUUUGAAAAUACACCUGGAACUUUUUAGAUUAUUCCAGACCUUAUUCUGAGUAAAUGUUUUUGUUAUCUCUAAUUCUAUAAGUGAGGAAGUUUCUAGCAAACAAUUUUAGCACUUUGUGUUCAAGGUGGUAUUAUCUUCUGAAUUCUUUAUACAUUACUUUAUUCUCUCUACCUAAUAACUGGUUAACAAAUGUUCAUAUUUAUUGAUUAAAAUGUGGUUUCUUAAU